This is a messenger RNA of Sardina pilchardus (European sardine), 2252 nucleotides long. RefSeq names its product lysophosphatidic acid receptor 6-like. Gene Ontology annotation, molecular function: G protein-coupled receptor activity; oxysterol binding. The coding region runs from base 486 to 1682 and encodes 398 amino acids. The transcript has 3 exons. Gene Ontology annotation, biological process: G protein-coupled receptor signaling pathway. Lineage: Eukaryota; Metazoa; Chordata; Actinopteri; Clupeiformes; Clupeidae. The record is from RefSeq and is a predicted model, not a curated record. Gene Ontology annotation, cellular component: membrane.
ACAGUCAUGUCCGACCUGCGCGUGCGUGCGUGCGUGCAUUGGAGUGUUUGACCAGGUCUCUUUGAGUGUGUGCUCUGGACAGAUAGUUGUUGAUUCAGUGUGACCUGUUACAUGAGGAACCACAGAGACAGAGCCUCUAUUUGCGCCUGGUCCACAAUAACUACGGCACCACGGCACUACGGCACCACGGCUGCUGCGACUGCCAACAGCACCGCCAGUGUGGCCAACGCAGAGGAUCCUCCUCCACAUCAACACAGAUGCUGCUCCUCCUCAUCAUCAUCAUCACACACACCAGCACAGGUGCACAGGGGAGACGCGCUGAAGGCCAUUCAGCAGAGAGGAGUCUUCACUAGGAGUUACAAGCCUUCGCUAUAUGGUCCCCACACAUGGGACAGACCUCAGCCAGACCCCAGCCAGACCCCAGCCAGACCUCAGGAGGUGAAGGAGGAACGUCACGACGACCCGGCUAGGACGAGUGGAGCGUCAUGAGCACGUGGAACAGCACGGAGGUUCUGACCCAGAACUGCACUCUGGACACCAGCUACCGCUUCACCUACUACCAGGUGUCCUACAGCCUGAUCUUCGUGGUGGGCGUGUGCAGUAACGUGCUGGCGUUCCGGCGCUUGUGUGUCUCUCCGCGCGCCCUCACCAGCACGGCCGUCUACAUGACCAACCUGGCCGCGGCCGACCUCUUCUUCGUGCUCUCGCUGCCGCUACGCAUCUACCACUACCACCACCAGGCCGCUCACUCUUCCUCCUCCUCUUCCUCCUCCUCCUCCUCCUCCUCCUCCGUGGGCUCGGUCCCCACCUGGUCGCCCGGGGUAACGUUCUGCCACGUGACGUUCACGCUGAAGUACAUCAGCCUGUACGGCGGCAUCUUCUUCCUGGUGUGCAUCGGCGUGGACCGCUACUUCGCCGUGGUGCACCCGCUGGCGUGGCGCUUGCGUCGCGUGGGCACGGCGCGGCUGGUGAGCGCGGGCAUCUGGUGCCUGGUGUUGGCGCUCAGCCUGGCACUGCCCCUGCUGCGCUCCUCCUCCUCCUCCUCCUCCUCCUCCUCCUCCCAGCACCUGCAGCCGUGCCUGCUGGACCCGUCGGCGCGGCACAACCGGGCCUUCAUCCUGACGGCGCUGCUGUUGGUGCAGCUGGCGUUCCACCUGCCGGCCCUCCUGCUGCUCUACAGCUACUGCCGCGUGCUGCACGUGCUGCGCCGCCAACGCCAACCGCCACGGCAACCGCCACGGCAACGCAGCCGCCGCUCCGCCCGCCAGCACCAGCAGCAGCACGGGUUACCGCGGCAACACAGGCGACACGGGCGCACGCUGCGGGUCAUCUACUGGGUGCUGGGCGUGUUCCUGCUGUGCUUCCUGCCGUACCACCUGAACCUGCUGGGCUACACGCUCACGCACCUGGGCCUGCUGCGCUGCUGCGCCCUCGCCAGGGCAACCCAGGCACUGCACCCCGUCGUGCUCUCGCUCGCCAGCGCCAACUGCUGCCUCAACCCGCUCAUCUACUGCGCAUCCAGCCGCCCGCCACACAAGCACACACACACGCACACGCACACGCACACGCCCAGCACGGCCACCAGGGGCAGCGCCAGCCACGGGGGCAUCACGCCCGCAUCCACCAACGAGGGAGAGCACCUGCCUCAGCCAAUCAGGUCAUCCACUAGUCUCCACCAAUGAGGGAGAGCAGCUGCCUCAGCCAAUCAGGUCAUCCACUAGUCUCCACCAACGAGGGAGAGCAGCUGCCUCAGCCAAUCAGGUCAUCCACUAGUCUCCACCAACGAGGGAGAGCACCUGCCUCAGCCAAUCAGGUCAUCCACUAGUCUCCACCAAUGAGGGAGAGCACCUGCCUCAGCCAAUCAGGUCAUCCACUAGUCUCCACCAAUGAGGUCAUCCACUAGUCUCCACCAAUGAGGGAGAGCACCUGGCGCAGCCAAUCAGGUCAUCCACUAGUCUCCACCAAUGAGGGAGAGCAUCUGCCUCAACCAAUCAGGUCAUCCACUAGUCUCCACCAGUGAGGGAGAGCGCCUGCCUCAGCCAAUCAGGUCAUCCACUAGUCUCCACCAAUGAGGGAGAGCAGCUGCCUCAGCCAAUCAGGUCAUCCACUAGUCUCCACCAAUGAGGGAGAGCACCUGCCUCAGCCAAUCAGGUCAUCCACUAGUCUCCACCAACGAGGGAGAGCACCUGCCUCAGCCAAUCAGGUCAUCCACUAGUCUCCACCAGUGAGGGAGAGCGCCUGCCUCAGCCAAU